Messenger RNA from Aureobasidium uvarum, 4566 nucleotides. The record is from the annotation of a GenBank genome assembly. Lineage: Eukaryota; Fungi; Ascomycota; Dothideomycetes; Dothideales; Saccotheciaceae.
AUGGCUUCCAUCUUGACUGCUGGAGAGGCUGUCGCACGCAUUGCAUACCUGGCCAGCGACGUCGUCGUCUCUGUCCAGCCCUCUCUCGCCUCCGACUCUGAGUUCUCCAACUUCUUCACAACCUACAAACAGAACAAGGCUUCAGGACUGGUCUCGACAUCUCCCGAGCACAAUGCAGACCCUCUGCUCUCAGCCUUCCAGCCGCUCCGCUCGGGCAAGCUCGUUGCAGUGACCACCUCGUCGUCGAUCUUGGUCCGCUCUGUUCCUCAUCUCUACAAGCUCGCACAAUACCCCGUCGUCUUGCACGUUGCACUCCAACCAGCUGGCUACCCGGAUUACUCAGACAUCACCUCGGUCAGACAGUCUGGCUUCACUUUCCUGCAUUCUGAGUCAUUGCAGGAGGCACAAGAUCUCGCUGUGACUGCACAUGCUCUGGCCAUCAAGUCGGGCAAGGGUGUUAUUCACUUCUUUGACUCUGCCAAUAUUGCCAGCGACAACCCUAUUAACCAGGAAGAUAGAGAGCUGGUUAGGAAGAUUUUGAAGGUUGAGCAAUACUCUGCAACUAGCUCAACUGAGUCUGGUCUCUACGCAGACGACGGAAAGGUCGCCAUCCGUGCCAUUUCUGGUGCCACCGAUGCCAAUGGCUCCGCCACCCCUCAGCGCACUGGACUCCCGGUGGAGAAGCCGGCCUCUGCCCCAACAAGCGAUCGUGAGUCGUCCAGCGGCUCAAGCUCCGACGGUCGCAACGGCAGCAGCGACAGCGCAUCUGUCGUCUCUUCCAACGCUACUUCCGUCGAAUCUGUAUCAAGCCGUCCUAUCACUUCCGAGGACAUUGACGCCUUCACCACCCAGAUCUGGUCCGAGUUGUACGAGUCCACUGGAAGAAGCUACAAGGCGUUCGAGUAUACCGGCCCUGAGGAUGCCGAAUCUGCUGUCUUCUUGUUCGGAUCUGAUACUGCUCUUUUCGCUCGAGAAGUCGACCAAGCCAACUCUUCCGAUGAGUUUUACGGCGCUGGUAUCGUUACCGCUCGUCUUUACAGACCCUGGCUAGGCGCAAAGCUUCUUCAGACUCUGCCUAAGAGCUUGAAGAGAAUUGCUGUUCUGGAGCAGAUUCGUCGCAAGACCACUCGUUGGGGCCCCCUCCUUCUCGACCUCCUCGUUUCCAUCAAAACUGCUGGAAACGUAGGUCCUCUGAUUGUUGGCCACCAGCUCGGCUAUAUCGAGCCUUCCACAGUCCGUCAGGCACUUAAGGGUAUCUUCCAGAACUUGUCUUCUCCUUCACCUAUCCAGAACCUCGAGAUUGGAAACCACGAGGGUCCUAAGGACGCUAAGAAGGAGUUUGAGUUGGAGCAGCCCAAGGUCGAGAACGCAUACAUGAAGAUCCUCGACCAGCUGUUCGGAGACCGCCUUUACGUUGCCAACAGACUUGGAGCUGAUGAUGCGGGUGUCUCGAACGAGAUCAGCGCCACCCCUGAAUACGGUUUCGGCUCUCUUGUUGCCCGCUCUGAGCACAGAGAGCGCUUCAUUUCUGGAGUGCAAACAGCUGCCAAGUCUGGUGACUUCAGCACGGACGCCCCCAAGCAACAACUCUCACAAUGGCUUCUCGAGGCCCAGCAGGCCACCAAGGCUAACAACAUUGCCCCUGAGGUCAUCUCUGGUCUGAGUAGCGACAAGUCUGCUUUGGCUACCGAGCUCCUUUCGAACAAGGGACUUUUCUUCAAGGAAUCGCAAUGGUUGAUUGGUUCGGAUGCAUGGUCUUACGAUUUGGGCAACUCUGGUGUUCACCACGUUCUUGCUUCUGACAAGAAUGUCAAUAUGCUCAUCAUUGAUUCGCAGCCCUACUCGGAAAGAAUCGCCGCUGAUGCUUCAAGAAGAAAGAAGGAUAUUGGUCUCUAUGCCAUGAACUUUGGCAAUGCCUACGUCGCCUCGGUCGCCGUCUACAGCUCCUACACCCAGGUACUGCAGUCCAUGCUCGAGGCGGAGCAAUUCAACGGACCCUCGGUCGUUGUUGCCUAUCUUCCAUAUAGCAAGGAGACUGACUCGCCGUUGUCCGUCCUUCAGGAGACCAAGAAGGCCGUUGAUAUUGGUUACUGGCCUCUCUACAGAUGGAAUCCUCGUGCUGAAGAGAAUGGCGAGGAAAACUUCCAGCUGGACUCCGAGCGUAUCAGACAAGAACUUAAGGAGUUCCUCAAGAGAGACAACUACCUUACUCAGUUGAUGAAGAGACAUCCUCAGUUCAGUGCAAACCUUUCGCAAUCCUACGGAUCCGAGGUUCGCCAGCUUCAGAAGCGUAAGGCCAAGGAUGCUUACAGCAGUCUCCUUGAAGGCCUGCAGGGCGCUCCGCUUACUAUUCUGUUCGCUUCAGACAAUGGUAACUCCGAGAACCUAGCAAAGCGUCUGGGCAACCGUGGCAAGGCCAGAGGAUUGAAGACGAUGGUCAUGGCUAUGGACGACUAUCCCCUUGAAGAUCUUUCAACCGAAGAGAAUGUCAUCAUGAUUAGCAGUGUUGCUGGUCAAGGUGAGUUCCCUCAAAAUGGCAGAAACUUCUGGGAGGGUGUCAAGAACUCUACCGAUCUGGAUCUUGCCAGCGUUAACUUCUCCGUCUUUGGUCUUGGUGACAGCCAUUACUGGCCUAGAAAGGAAGACAAGAUCUACUACAACAAGCCCGCAAAGGAUCUUUAUUCCAGAGUGGUCACUCUCGGUGGCAAGUCUCUUGUCGAUUGUGGUCUUGGUGAUGAUCAGGACCCUGAUGGUUACCAGACUGCUUACAACGAAUGGGAGCCCAAGCUUUGGGAUGCCCUGGGUGUUGGCAACGUCGAAGGUCUUCCUGAUGAACCCCCACCGAUCACCAACGAGGAUAUCAAGAUUGCCUCCAACUUCCUUCGUGGAACCAUUGUUGAGGGUCUUCAGGACCCGUCCACUGGAGCUAUUUCUGCCGCUGAUCAGCAGCUUACAAAGUUCCACGGUACUUACAUGCAGGAUGAUCGCGACAUUAGAGACGAGCGCAAAGCUCAAGGUCUUGAGCCUGCCUACUCUUUCAUGAUCCGUUGCCGCCUGCCCGGUGGUGUAGCCACUGCAGACCAGUGGGUUCAGAUGGAUGCGAUUGCUUCGACCUUGGGUAACGAGACUAUGAAGUUGACCACUCGUCAAACUUUCCAGUUCCACGGUGUCAUCAAGAGCAAGCUGAAGCCGGCCAUGCAGGCCAUCAACAAGGCUCUCAUGACCACCAUCGCCGCUUGUGGUGAUGUCAACCGUAACGUUAUGUGCAGCAGUUUGCCAGAACACUCCGAGUACCAUGCCGAGGUUCAUGCAAGCUCGAAGUUGAUCAGCGACCACCUCCUGCCUGCGACUACCGCCUACCAUGAGAUUUGGCUCAAGGACGAAAACGACAACAAGACGCAGGUCGCCGGAGAUGCCGUUCAAGAUCACGAGCCCAUGUACGGUCCCACCUACUUGCCCCGCAAGUUCAAGAUUACCAUCGCAAUCCCUCCACACAACGAUACUGAUGUCUACGCUCACGACGUUGGACUUAUCGCUAUCAAGGGUGAGGACGGACAUCUUGCUGGAUUCAACCUGCUUGCUGGUGGUGGUAUGGGAACUACUCACAACAACAAGAAGACCUACCCUCGUACCGGCAGUCUUCUUGGCUAUGUUUCCAAGGACAAGGUCCACAUCGCCUGCGAGAAGGUCAUGCUCGUUCAGCGCGACAACGGUGAUCGCAAGAACCGCAAGCACGCUCGUCUGAAGUACACUAUGGACGACAUGGGCGUGGACGUCUUCAAGGCAGAGGUCGAAAAGUACUGGGGUGAGAAGUUCGAGGAGGCUCGUCCCUUCCACUUCAAAAGCAACAUCGAUACCUUUGGCUGGCAGAAAGAUGAGAACGGCCUGAACCACUUUACAAUGUUCAUCGAGAACGGACGUAUCGAGGAUACUGCCGACUUCCCCAUGAAGACUGGUCUGCUGGAGAUUGCCAAGGCUCACAAGGGUGAAUUCCGCCUUACUGGUAACCAGCAUCUCAUUCUGUCCAACGUCAGCGAUGAGGAGUUGCCCAAGAUGAAGGAUAUGUUGGCCAAGUACAAGUUGGACAACACCAACUUCAGUGGACUUCGCCUUAGCAGUAGUGCCUGUGUGGCUUUCCCUACUUGUGGUCUCGCCAUGGCCGAGUCCGAGCGCUACCUGCCCGAACUCAUCAGCAAGCUUGAGGGCGUACUCGAGGAGAACGGGCUUCGUCAAGACAGCAUCGUGAUGCGCAUGACUGGAUGUCCCAACGGUUGUGCUCGUCCUUGGCUUGCCGAGGUGGCAUUCGUUGGCAAGGCGUAUGGUGCAUACAACAUGUACCUUGGUGGUGGGUACCACGGCCAACGUCUCAACAAGCUCUUCCGCAGCUCCAUCAUGGAGGAGGAGAUUCUCGGAAUCAUGAAGCCGCUCCUCAAGCGUUAUGCUACUGAGAGAAACGAUGGCGAGCAGUUCGGAGACUUCUGCAUCCGCAUCGGCAUGAUCAAGCCCACGACCGAGGGCAAAUUCUUCCACCACGACACUGCCGAGGUUGAAUCGGAUGAGGAGUAG